Messenger RNA from Onthophagus taurus, 2692 nucleotides. It is a transcript of the gene Moca-cyp, whose product is annotated as nuclear cyclophilin protein Moca-cyp. Gene Ontology annotation, molecular function: peptidyl-prolyl cis-trans isomerase activity; cyclosporin A binding. NCBI's taxonomy places the organism in Eukaryota, Metazoa, Arthropoda, Insecta, Coleoptera, Scarabaeidae. Gene Ontology annotation, cellular component: mitochondrion; cytoplasm. The record is from RefSeq and is a predicted model, not a curated record. Gene Ontology annotation, biological process: protein folding; protein peptidyl-prolyl isomerization.
CCACUAUUUUGAUGUUGGUAGCACUAGGUAACUUUGUUGACAAUUUCUGUGAAGUGUAAAACAAGUAUUUUCUUAACAAAUCGAAAAAUUAAAGCCAAAUAAUGAUGGGCGAAGAAGAAAAACCACCGGAACGUACUCGAUGUUUUUUCGAUAUCAGCAUUGGUGGUUUACAAUCGGGGAGAAUCAUUUUCGAAUUGUUUAAUGAUGUGGUUCCGAAAACUUGUGAGAAUUUUAGGGCUUUAUGUACAGGAGAGAAAGGUUUAGGUGAAACUACUAAUAAACCCUUAAACUAUAAUGGUGUGAUUUUUCAUCGGGUUGUUAAAGAUUUUAUGAUACAAGGAGGUGAUUUUUCGAAUGGAAAUGGUACCGGCGGUGAAAGUAUUUAUGGGGGAACAUUCGAAGAUGAAUCGUUUGAGAUUAAACAUGAUGAUCCUUUCUUACUUUCAAUGGCUAAUAGGGGUAAAGAUACAAAUGGAUCUCAAUUUUUUAUUACGACGCAACCCGCCAGCCAUCUCGACAAUGUGCAUGUGGUUUUUGGUAGAGUUAUCGGCGGGGCGGACGUUGUUCGACAGAUCGAGUCAUUGCCAGUCGAUACAAACAGUAGACCUUUACAGGAUGCGAAGAUUGCAAGGUGUGGAGAAUUAAUUCGACAAGUAAAAGUUAAAAAAGAGAAGAAGAAGAAAAAGGUAAGUGAAAGUCAAAGUGAGGGUGAAGUUGAUGAGGAAAAGAAAAAGAAGAAAAAAGAUGUUAAAGAUAAAAAACGAGAUAAAAAAGAGAAAAAGUCGCAUAAAAAGAAUAAAAAGGAAGGGACGGACGAAGAUGGGGAAAUAAAAGACGAUAAUAUCCACCCUUUAGCUGUAAUAUCCAAUAUAAACCCAGAGGAUAUUCCUGAUGUUCCUGUUAAUAAAUUUUUAAUGCGUGGUGGACCAAAUAAAGAUAAUAACAACAAAAAAGAUGACCGUAAUCGGGACGAUCGACGAAACAAUAAUCGAGGUGGUGAUAGAUUCCCACGAAGAGAUUGGGAUAGACGCGGUUAUAAUAAUAGAAGGGAUCGGGGACAAGCUGUAACAAAAAGUGGUCGUGUUAUCAAAGGAAGAGGAGUUUUUCGUUUUCGAACACCAUCAAGAAGUCGCUCGCGCAGCGUAACCCCAAUUCAUUGGAAACAAGAAGAACGUCGCGUUAUAAAACUUUCAGAUUACAAGAAAAUAGAAGCGACUCGCCAUCAAGAGAGAAACUCUAAAUCGCCCUCUUUCGAUAAAGGGGGGCACACUCCUGAGAAUAAUCGAAAGGAUGAUCGGAAAGAAAAUGAGAAAAACAUUGAUUACAACGCUUUGGAUUAUGAGGAAAAUCAAACUGAUGAAGAAAAUGAGAUUCCGAAGAAAAAGGUACCAAGUUUGGUUCAAUAUCCACUUCCCGGAUCGUUUAAUCCAAUUGAAACAGGAUCAAAAGACGAAAUUUUUAAUCAAAUCAACAAUGCUGAAGAGGAAAUUGAAGGAAUGAUGACAAAUAAACGUUCGGAAGCUUUAGCGAUGGCUUUAGGUGUACAAAUAAAAACAGGGGAAGAUCCUCCAACCGGGGAAAUUAUUAUAAGUGGUUUUCAAAAGAAGAAAAAGUUUAAUGAAAUCAUUGAACCCGAAAUCAACAUCCCUAAAGAUCAUCAAAAACCUCAAGAAAAACGUAUGGAAAGAAAUAAAUUUGAAAACGAAAAACCGGAUCGAAACGCGCCAUCAGACCGAUUUUAUCACCGUAACGGGCGUGAUUUAGAUCAGCGUAGAAGUGGUUAUCGAAGAGGUGUUGAUAGAAGACCCCCACAAAGAGAACCACCGAUGAGACGUUUCGAUGACCGCUUUGGAAGAAAUCGUUUCGCCGAAAAAAAACGUUUUACCGACAAAAACACCUUUACAGGAAAAAAAUCCCGAUCAAGAGAACGUCGGAGAUCAAGAUCACGCGAUCGACGAUCCCGAAGUCGCGAAAGACGUCCGAGACAAAGAUCUAGAUCGAAAGAACGCGAUACAUCGCGAGAUCGUAAAGAAUCCCGCCCCCGUAAAAACUCCGAAAAAGAAGAAGAACCAAACAAGGAAACUAAAAAAAUCGAAAGUGAUACGGAAAAAUUUAAAAGGCGCGCCGAACAAAUUCUCUUAUUAAAGAAAAAAAUGGAAUUAGAAUUACUUCAAAUGAAACAAAAAAAGCAAGAUGAGGAAGAAAGAGAAAAGCAAUUAUUGUUAUUGGAAAAACAACGUAAAGCCCGCGAAGAAGCUGAAAUGUUAGAACGAGCCAAAAAAGCUCAAAGAGUAGCCGUUGAAAAGGAGAAAUUAAUCAAAGCGGUUAAAGUUAUUAAUGAAAUUGAUAAAAAAGCCAGAAAACGGUCGAAAUCGUCGUCUUCUAGUAGUAGCACGUCUUCGAGUUCUUCUUACAGCUCAGAUUCAUCGAGAGAUGAUAAAAGUAAGCUUAAAAAUAAGAGAAGAGGGCGGAAAUCGAGCAGUAGCAGCACUGAUUAUAGACGGAAAACUCGUACUCCUCCAAAAAGAGAAAAACGAAAGUAAAAAAUAAAUAAAAAUUUUAUUGAAGACUAUUGAAUUAUUACAGUAAUAGAUUAUUAAGGUUUCUUUGAUUUACAGUAAUUUCAUUAUAUUUGUGUAAUGUAUUUAGAAAAUGGUAAUUUUAAAAGAAUUGUAAGUUUUUUUUCGUGAGA